CAAUUCUACGGACCGGCUAUUUUGGUUCGUACAGGUAGGAAACCUAACAUUCGUACCUCGAGUACCCAGUUGUCUGAUCUCCAUUUGAGCCAGUUUCACGACAGAGGCAGAACCCAUGACUUUUCUCGUCUAUGUUCUGCUCAUUUUCCUGUUAUCGCCCCAGAUAUUGUUAUUGUUUCAGGUAAUUCAUCGGCAUUAACUGCUAUUUUAGGUGAUAUAACUGAUGCUAAGCUUCCAAAUAUGCGGGGUUCACGACAAUUUGAAGUGGAAUGGGCGGCGUACGAUAGGAUCGUGAGGAGGUUUUGUGCAUCUCGACGAACCAUAUGGUUGGAUAUGCGCGGAAACCAUGGUUUGUUACCCUUCGUAAAUGACGUGCCUCAGAUAACUUCAAUGUCCCUUCCGUUUCCCAUCCGGAAAAUUAUUUUCGGUACGUUCUGUCUUCUUUUGUUUACAUUCUUCCCACUUCUUCAUAACCUUUGGAUCUAUCCCACUUAUUAUCUUCUCAGUCAGUACUCUGCAGACGGGCUAAAUUUCACUCAAUCCUACAUGAUUACUCAUCGCAAACCGUUUGGUACGUAUUCUUUUAUCGCGUUGGAUGCCUGCCCAUCUCCCGGAAUCAAGCGUCCACUUAAUUUCUUUGGCCUUAUAACUCCGGCAAGUGACGAAUUGGCAAGAUCUCUCCAGUCUUUCUCCACUAGGACACAUGGUAGUAACCAAACGUUCUGGUUUGGCCACUACCCCACCUCCACAAUCAUUUCGUCCGAAUUUGAUUUACGAGGUCUAAUUGGGUAUGCAUAUCUCAAGCAUGAUUUUACAUUGAUGGCCUUUUUGAAAACUAGUUUUCAUGUGGUAACACUUGAUUUGAGUAGAGUGCCAAAGAUGUACACUGUACAACCACAAGGCUUCUUGGAGCUGGAACUGGCAGACUGGCGUGAUGGCCGAUUCUUUCGUAUUGUCGCAGUGGACAACGAUUUGGUGUCGUUUGUGGAUGUCCAAGCCCACAGCAACGAGGCAGAGGAUUGGCCUAUCAUACUGAUUACUAACCCUAAGGAUGCGGCCCUUCUCUUGCCAAACAAGGAGCCCACAAAUCGCAUUCUCCAGUCCACUCACAUACGAAUUCUUGCCUGGUCAAAAUACCCGAUUACUCGAGUCUCUGUGACGAUUGACGGGGAACACUUAGGCGACGCAAAGCCGGCUGCUCUUCACGAGGGCAGUGGAGCCACUAAUUCACCCCUCUUUGUCCUUCCAUGGAAUCCGGCAGCGCUUGUGAAAAGUGGUCCUCCUGCUGGAACAAGCGCACACUCCUUGAGGGUGGUUUGUCAAGACGCCCACAACAAUGUCCGUACGGUACAACAGUCCUUCACAUUGGAUGGCACCACGCGAUGGAAUUUCGGAGGUUUUCAGAGCUUCAUUCUCCUGGUUAAUCAGACCUCCAACCUCAGAGUUGCCUUCUACUUGAUUUGGUCUUUCCCCUUCUUCGCUCUGCUUAUCGCUCGAUUGUUCGGCAGAACUCCAUUCUAUGGUCGUGUUUGUGAGGACUUCUGCCAGCUGAAGGGCCUUUGUGAGGUCGCGAAUUGUAAAGUCGCCUUCGUCGGACUUACCUUCUACCUGGUCUACAUCCUCUUUGGUCCAAUCUUUAUGGGUUACCUACUAGAUGACAGCUUCGGCUAUGUCUUCACAUUCGGCGUCUUCGUUCAUAACACCUUCAUUCCGGAGAGCACAACCUACAUGGUUGAAAUUAUUCAGCAACUUAUCUUCACCUACCCUCUCCUGCUGCUCCUCACCCACCGUAUGCGUGCAUCUCGUAAAUUAUACUGCCUGGGCUACUUUUUUCGCUACUGUCCGUCACGGAAGCAAUGCGACCUGCUUUUGAUGUUUCUCCUCACUACACUCCAAGUGACUUUUGUAGUGCUUGUAGUCCUCUUGCCAUACGGUUGGGUGGCGUUUUGGCUUUCACCGGGUCGACUAUGGCUUCUCGGUUUGGCGUGGUCACUCUUUAUUUACACGGGUAAUCAUGGCCACCAUGUGGGAGUUCCAAGCACACGGACUUCUUUGGUUGUCGAUGGCUCCAAUGACUAA
Molecule: messenger RNA, 2079 nt
Organism: Hydatigera taeniaeformis
Lineage: Eukaryota; Metazoa; Platyhelminthes; Cestoda; Cyclophyllidea; Taeniidae
Source: the annotation of a GenBank genome assembly